Molecule: messenger RNA, 837 nt
Organism: Linum tenue
Lineage: Eukaryota; Viridiplantae; Streptophyta; Magnoliopsida; Malpighiales; Linaceae
Source: the annotation of a GenBank genome assembly
AUGUCUGAGAAAAACAUGAACACCACCACCAACAAUAGUCAGUUAGUUGAGAUCAAAGACGAUAACAAGAACAAGAAGCAAUUAGCUCCUAAGAGAAGUUCGAAUAAAGAUAGGCACAAGAAAGUGGACGGGAGAGGGAGAAGGAUUCGGAUGCCAGCUCUAUGCGCGGCGAGAAUCUUCCAGCUGACUCGAGAAUUGGGUCAUAAAUCCGACGGCGAGACGAUUCAGUGGCUUCUUCAGCAAUCGGAGCCGUCAAUCGUGGCGGCGACCGGGACGGGGACGAUUCCAGCCUCUGCCCUCGCCACUGUAGGGUCCUCUGUUUCUGCUGCAGCAGAACAGGGGAGCUCUGUUUUUGCCGCCAACAAUUGGACGGCAGCGGCGAUGGUGAACGGGAAUUUGGUCGGGAGAUCGGGUCUGGGAAGUGGGUUCUGGCAAUCAGGAACAGGGUUCGUCGGUAACUUAAGUAGCGGUGGUGGUAAUAGUGGUAGUCAGGCGUCACCGGCGAUAGUGGCCGGUGGGAGUUAUAGCGACGGCGGGAAGAUCGGCGGGUUUCAUCAAGGUGGUGGCGGGAUGGAAUUUCCGAAUGUGGGUUUGAUGAGUUUUUACUCAAUGUUUAGUGGGUCAGGUUUGAAUCCCGGUUUGGAGCUCGGGCUUUCGCAGGACGGGUUGUUGAAUUCUUCUUCUCACGGGUUCAACCAGUUUUAUCAGCAGAUGGCUCAUGGCCGAGCUGUCGCUGCCGCGGCUGCUGCGGCUGAUUCGAUGAAUCAGAAUCAUAAUCAGCAACAGGAGGAAGGGUCAUCGGAGAAGGAAGAAUCAUCUCGUGGAUCAAGGCAUUAG